GCCCCGAGGAUGCUGCGGCUGCGCUGCAAGGCCCGGAGCGGCUCGCACGCGCUGCCGGGGCUGUCGCCGCACUCCCGCCUCCGCGACAUGCAGGCCGCGCUCGCCGCGCUCACCGGAGUGCCCGCGCCCGCCCAGCGCCUCCUGCUCGGCUUCCCGCCGCGCAGCCUCGACCUCAGCGACGGCGAGCGGCGGCUGGGCGAGCUCGGCAUCCACUCGGGUGACACUCUGAUAGUGGAAGAGGACACAUCCAAACCCGAGCCCGGCUCGCCGGUGGUGGCCAAAAAAGCGAUGUCCCAGCCUGUGAGGGAAGCCGUGCCCGUGCUGGUCCGGAGGGUGGUGCCAGCAGACAAUUCCUGCCUGUUCACCAGCGUGUUCUACGUGGUGGAGGGCGGCGUGUACGACCCCGGCUGCGCGCCGGAGAUGCGCAACCUCAUUGCGCAGAUCGUGGCCAGCGACCCCGAGUCGUACUGCGAGGCCGUGCUGGGCAAAACCAACCGGGAAUACUGUGACUGGAUCCGCAGGGAGGAGACCUGGGGAGGAGCCAUCGAGGUCUCCAUCCUCUCCAAGUUCUACCAGUGCGAGAUCUGCGUGGUGGACACGCAGACCGUGCGCAUCGACCGCUUCGGCGAGGACGCCGGCUACAGCAAGCGCGUGCUGCUCAUCUACGACGGCAUCCACUACGACCCGCUGGAGCGCCGCCUGCCCUCCUCGGACCUUCCUCCCCAGACCAUCUUCCCCAGCAGCGAUGACGUGGUGCUGGCCCAGGCUCUGGAGCUGGCGGAUGAAGCGCGCAGGAAGAGGCAGUUCACGGAUGUGAAUCGCUUCGCCCUGCGCUGCAUGGUGUGCCAGAAGGGACUGACGGGGCAGCUGGAGGCCAGGGAGCACGCCAGGGAGACCGGACACACCAACUUUGGGGAGGUGUGAGCUCUCUCAGCAGCACGAGGAGGAUGCCAUCGACUACCUCAGCGCUCUGGAAUCAGAUUCUGGAGUCCCAGAUAAGCUGUUUGUAAUCAUAAAAUUCCGUUCACAGAGCUUGAAAAGCUUAUUAACUAAUUAACUAAAUUAACUUCAUGGUGGCCAACGCGCAGGUUUGGGAGUAGGGGAUUGGGAGUAGGGAUGGCACUUGGGCUGGUGGUGGACAGUGGCAGCCACACCUCGAUUGCAUCACCUUCUGUGUGUGUGUGUGUGUGUGAGCAGACAGGCACAGCCAGGCUUGUCCAACACUGCUGUAAAAUCCUCAGCCAGGAUUUUACACCAAUACUGAUGUAAAAUCCACCUCUGAGGUGCUGAAUGUGUGAUCUGAGCAGCCAGAAAAAGCCAGGCCUUGUAAAAUCCACCUCUGAGGUGCUGAAUGAGCAGACAGGCACAGCCAGGCUUGUCCAACACUGCUGUAAAAUCCUCAGCCAGGAUUUUACACCAACACUGCUGUAAAAUCCACCUCUGAGGUGCUGAUUGUACAUUUUCAUAGGAAUUCAGUUAAUCUGAGGCUUUGGCAAACACACAUAUCAGCAUCACUCACACUGAGAAUUGGGCUCUGCACAUAUGAGCAGCUCUCAGAGGGGAAACUGCUCGUGUGGUGCAUGAUUUAUAAUGGAAAUACCAAGUACAAUAUCAAAAAUACAAGUUGUAGUGGAAAAAGGAUCUCUGAGCUGCCCUGUACCAUCAGGAAUAGCCUGUGUAGUUUGUGUGCUGAGAACUUUAGGGAAAGCAAUGGCCUCUAAGCUUUAAGGUAGCCUUUAAAUUAAUGAGUAGAUGGAUAAGUGUUGAAUAAAACUUAUUAAUCCUCCGUAGGUAGUUUUUAGUUGCUUGAAAAAUAACUCUGAACCCCCUGGUGUUUACACUGCAUCAGAGCAUAAGCAUGUUGCCUGGAAUACUUGGGAUUCUUCUUCAUAAUAGCAUUGGGAAUUCCUGCAAGAGGGAAGUGACUAGUUAGGGAAGUGACUUCAUUUGCAUCUGUUAAUGAAUACAUUGAAUAUUUUACUUGAGUAGAGCCAAUUAAGGCCAUGGUGUUACUAAGCUGUUCCAGUUUCCAAAUACUGUGAAUGAGCACUUUAAGGUUGAGUUCUCACUCUUUGCUGGUAAAAAGUUUUUUGCCCUCUGAAGGCCAGAGCCAGAAGGGAGGCUUGAAAUUCCAUCUGCUUUCUGCCUUAAUGUGUUUGAUUUGUCACCACUGACUGUGGAGUAGCAAGACUUUCAUUGUGAUAAUGAAAUAUCACAGCUGAAUAUUCAGAUGAAAAUAAGCUGGGGAAAGUUCCCCACUCCUUGGACUGUUCAGAAUCAGGGAAGGUGAAAUUUAAGGUUGAAUUGGAAUUAUUUUACCUCACAGUGGGGUUGUGAAGCUUAACAGCAAGUGCUUUUGAGGGCUUUUAAAAGGUGCUGUAAAGGUGCAUAUUACUGAAGGGGAUUUAUGUUUUUUGUUUGUUUUUUUUUGAAUUUGAAAUGCCUGCAACACAUCCUUAUUUCUUGAAUUUUAAAAUAUCCUUUGCCUGCCAUUCUUCUGUUACUGUUUUGAGUGACCUUCCUUGCACUUUUAGACUGGGGAACAAGAAGGAGCAUCCUCAGACUGAGGCAGAAAUAAACCCCACGUGGGUUUAACCUGAAACCCAGUUUGAAAGGGCUCUGUUCCCUCAGGCACCCCACCAAACUGGUGCAGCCACAUCACCUUUUCUGCUAAAAUCCCAUUUCUGGUUCUCAGCAGAGAUCUUGAAAUACAGGAGGGUUUUACAGAAGAAAGAACAGAAUUACUUAAGUGCUUUGCUGAAUUAAGGCAUGAAUAAUUCAACAGCUCUAGGAUCACCCAGAGCACUGUGGACUGGGUUUGUUUUUAAUUCAGUAUUAAAACACACAUUAGCACUGGUAGGAGUUCCCUAUAGAAAGCCACUUAGCUUCCAGUGUUAAACCCCACUCUGCUUUUAGCCUGUCAUUAGGAAAAGAAGAUUAAACCCCCCCAAAAACCCAACAUUAAACCCAGCCCUGUAGAAGCUGAUGCUUAAAACCCUCCAGAAAUACCUGACAGCUCAAAGGAACUUGAAGAUGACACUGGAGCUGAAAUACUGGCUAGGAACGAGACCAAGGGACUGGCAAGCCCCAGGUGUGCUCUGCCUGUCCCAGGGCAGCAGGGACACCCUGGGACACGGAGCUGACCCUCCCCUUUGCCAUCUGCCACAUGGACACAAUACCUACCUCAGAGAGGUGCACCAGGUGUCUGAAACACAAGUGGAAGAUCCAUAUUUAUUGUCUGCCUUGACUUUGGGGAGCAACCUUUAGAUUUUAGCUUUGCGUCCUGGAUGGAUUUCUCUAAGUGUGUGAAACAUUUUUAUUUUUUUUUUUUGGUGUUUCUCAGUUGCAGUAUUUGAAAAAUGAGCUUUAUUUAAUCCAGAGUGUUGAGCUUUGCUAGAUUAUGUUUGCAUUGGGAAUUUGCUACCAGAGAAUCAGUUCCCUUGGAGGGAGAACGUGUCACUAUCACUGCUUGGAUGUUUCUCUUUUGUUGCCUAGAAAAAUAAAAUCUCUUUGGUUAAAAAAAGAUA
Molecule: messenger RNA, 3527 nt
Organism: Zonotrichia leucophrys gambelii
Lineage: Eukaryota; Metazoa; Chordata; Aves; Passeriformes; Passerellidae
Gene: YOD1
Product: YOD1 deubiquitinase
Exons: 2
Coding region: 10-924 (304 amino acids)
Biological process (GO): protein deubiquitination; endoplasmic reticulum unfolded protein response
Cellular component (GO): nucleus; cytosol
Molecular function (GO): protein binding; cysteine-type deubiquitinase activity
Source: RefSeq, a predicted model, not a curated record